AUGGCGGCGCCCAGUCAAACACCACGCCGGUCUUCUCGAAAACGAGUGCGUGUAUUUGAUGUUAGACAAGUUUUGAGCUUUUUAGACGAAUCCACUAAUUCUUCCGAUGGAGAAGAGUCUGGAAGUGAUAUAGAUGUGAAUGAUUUUCACUAUGAUGACCCGGAUUCAGCAUCUGAAUCAGAUGAAAGUGAACACGGAAGUAACGUUGUUGUUGACAAUGACCGUUCUGAUGUUGACAAUACUGCCCACGGACAUGGAGAUGCUGGCCUUGGCGUUUCUGAGAAUGAUGAUCAGUCAAAUGAUUCUGUGAUUGAUAAUGUCUGGCAAACUAUACGAAACUUGCAGCAAGAUGAGCCUCCAAAUGUAAACGACUUUACAUCACGCACAGGUCCAACAUGGACUCCUCCGGGUGACACACCACCAGUUGAAUAUUUUGACAGAUUUUUGCAGAACCCCACUCCUGGCGGACUGUCACUUUGGGAUGUUUUAGUUGAUGAGACUAAUAAAUACUACAGCUGGAAUUUGGCAAAAGCUGGUUUACUGCAGGAACAUUCGCGAUAUCAUAGAUGGAAUCCGAUAGCUGUACCUCAGCUGCGAGCUUUUAUGGGACUGUACUUCAAUAUGGGACUUAUUCGCAAACACAGCAUUGAGGAGUACUGGAAUACAACCAAUUACUCACAAGACACUCCAUUAUUUAGGCGUGUAAUGAAACUCCAGACCUUUGAGAACAUUCUUCGUUUUAUACACUGUUCUGAUAGUGCAAAUGAACCCAAACCAGGUAGCCGUGACUAUGACCCUCAGUACAAAUUUCGUCCUGUACUGAAUUUCCUGAAUGAGUCCUGGGCACGGGAAUAUGAUUUAGGCCCGGUUAUUUCUAUUGAUGAAACAAUUGUUGGCUUCAAGGGCAGGCACACACUGGUCAAUUACAUUCGUAUAAAAAAACACCACCAGUGGGGGCCCAAAGAAUAUUCCCUUGCUGAUUCAAAGAGUGGUUAUGUGUAUGAAACUAUCAUGUUGCUAAUAUGA
Molecule: messenger RNA, 1026 nt
Organism: Liolophura sinensis
Lineage: Eukaryota; Metazoa; Mollusca; Polyplacophora; Chitonida; Chitonidae
Product: piggyBac transposable element-derived protein 4-like
Exons: 1
Coding region: 1-1026 (341 amino acids)
Source: RefSeq, a predicted model, not a curated record